AUGUCACAAUUCAGCCGCCAGGCAACAGCUCUGCCUGCUCCUCCCAUGCAACCUGCUGUCCAAAGCUCCAUCAACCAAAAAAGACAGUUGCAGCAGUUCUACCUCCACAAACUGUUUGAUCUAGAGCUGGAUGUCGAAUUCCUUCCUUUGAUUCCACAAGACCCUGUUGGGGCUGCAAUUCAGAUGCAAGAGUCCAUGGCGAUGCAGAAGGCUCAAUACGCCAUGAGCCCAGGAAUGAGUCCACUCCAUAGACAAGAGGCUAUGGCCUUGUACAACCAGGCAGCUCAGCGUUCGAGGCGCCAUAGCAACCAGUUCUUGCAGCAGCACUUGUUUGGUGGAAAGAGGGCAAACUAUACGCUGUACCGCAACCACUAG
Candidozyma duobushaemuli is the source of this 375-nucleotide messenger RNA. RefSeq lists its product as uncharacterized. The record is from RefSeq and is a predicted model, not a curated record. The transcript has a single exon. Bases 1 to 375 code for a protein of 124 amino acids. NCBI's taxonomy places the organism in Eukaryota, Fungi, Ascomycota, Pichiomycetes, Serinales, Metschnikowiaceae.